GAAUUAAAUCAUGACAUUCAAAAAAAUGAUAUCAAUACAAUAGAUGAAGCAAAAGGAUAUUCCAAUUAUUAUGGAGGAGUCCUUAAACCAGAAGAAAAGGCUAUCUUUGAUAGUAAUCUUUUAAACCCAAAUGACAUUUUGGAUAAAACACUCCUUCAAGAUACUGCUCAGUUAUUAAAUAAUUGUAGAGAAGGUAAAGAAAAAGUAAAAGUUGAAAAGAUGGGUUUAAGUUCAGAAAGUCAUAAUUUAUUGGCUUCCAUCUUAAAAGAGCAAAAAGCUGAAUCUAUUCCUUAUCAAGUUGUUAAUAAUCUAAAUGACAAUAAACCAGUUGAUAAGGUUGUUAGAAAAAGGGAAAAAAUAGAUAAAGAAAUUAAAGAGUUAAAAAAGAAAUAUAAUGAUUCACUAGAAAAAAAACAAACUGUUUUAGAAACUAAGGUUAAUGCAGCAGUUGCUACUUUAAAAAAUGAUCUUAGAACUGUUAGUGCAGGUGGUCGCAGGUUUUUUGAAGAAACAAUUAAGAGUAAUAAAAUUGUUUCAGAAGAAAAAUAUAAAUCUGAUACCCCUGCUAUUCCUGAUGAAACUUAUGGUUCAGUGAUUAAAACUAAUAUUAAUGCUAGCAGCAAUGGUAAAUCUUAUACUAACGCUGUUUAUUUAAACUUAAAAUUAAAACUUUUUGGCUUUGGUAAUAAAAGUACAAUGACUGGUGUAAGUAAUGAGAAAUAUGUCAAAGAAAAUAUGGAAACUCAUCGAUAUAUGAGUGACAUUUUCUAUGUCAUGCAUGCUCUCUUUCCUAAAGAUAGUAAUUACUCAAAUAGUCCUUUUAUACAAAAAGGUGAGGAUGCUAGUAUUAUUGGAAAGAAUUAUGUUACUUCUCCUGGUGGUAGUGUUAUUUAUAAUAAUGAUAAAGCCAUUGAUUUUAGUGCCUGUCAUACAGUAUUAAGUUCUGAUGCAGUUAAUGAUGAAAUAAUUCAAGAUGAAAUAUCUGUUUAUGAGAAUAAAAUUCGUCUUAAAUAUUCUUCACUUGCCAAUAGUAGUAUUUUAGUUGAUAAAUAUGAAAAAUAUGUUGAAAAUUUACUCAAAGGUUUAACAAAGGCAGGUACUACUACUCCUAUCUUUCAAAAAGGAGAAUUAGAAAGUCUUCAAGAGACAUAUCCAGAAAAUGAAGUAGUUGACAAAUUUGAUGAUGAUGUGACAAAUGAAAAUACCAAAUUAGAUGUGGAGGAAAUUGCUAAUCAAGAUGAUGGCAAAUUCUUUAAUGAUGAAGUUAUAAAAAAUUAUUUGCAAAGUAUAAAAGAUUCUUUGGAAUCAGUAGGGCAGGGAUUAGAUCCAGUGAAACAAAAUGAGUUAGAUCAACUUACUUACUAUAUUGAGAAUAGUGAAGUUCCUCCUCCUAAAAGGAGAAUUCUUCCAAUAGAACUAAAAGGAGUUUUAGGAGUCAAAACUAAUGUGUUUAACCCUGAAAUAGUGGUAGAGACUAUUGCUUUACAGGAAUUAAAAGCAGAUAGUAAUCUUAAAGUUGGCAUUCUUAAUGAAAUGAAAAAGUUUAAAGAGGAUCAAAAAGGACUGAUUAGAUUAGAUCUAUCCGUAUAUGAAAAUGGAGAAGAGUUUAGUGAAGAAGGAAUCAUUAAAUACUAUGCUGAAAAGUUAGGAGGGCAAGAUCAUGUCAAGAAGAAGUAUGAAAAGCUUUUUAAAAAUCAGCAACAAGAAGUGUUCUGA
Molecule: messenger RNA, 1716 nt
Organism: Funneliformis caledonium
Lineage: Eukaryota; Fungi; Glomeromycota; Glomeromycetes; Glomerales; Glomeraceae
Source: the annotation of a GenBank genome assembly